This is a messenger RNA of Acanthisitta chloris (rifleman), 1136 nucleotides long. It is a transcript of the gene FGFRL1, whose product is annotated as fibroblast growth factor receptor-like 1. Gene Ontology annotation, molecular function: fibroblast growth factor receptor activity; fibroblast growth factor binding. Lineage: Eukaryota; Metazoa; Chordata; Aves; Passeriformes; Acanthisittidae. Gene Ontology annotation, cellular component: plasma membrane. The record is from RefSeq and is a predicted model, not a curated record.
AUGAUGCCAGCUCAGGAAAGGAUAGCCAGGUACCUGAAGGUUCUAAUGGAGAACAUGAAGAUCAUUCUGGGAAGCAAUGGGCCCGGCCCAGGUUCACGCAGCCUGCCAAGAUGAGACGGAGAGUGAUCGCUCGUCCUGUCGGCAGCUCCAUCCGCCUGAAGUGCGUGGCCAGUGGGAACCCGAGACCUGACAUCAUGUGGCUGAAGGACAAUAAGCCACUCACAGCCCAAGAGAUUGGGGAGAAUAAGAAGAAGAAGUGGACAUUGAACCUGAAGAACCUGAAGCCAGAGGAUAGCGGGAAAUAUACCUGCCGAGUGUUUAACAAAGUUGGAGAAAUCAAUGCAACAUACAAAGUUGAAGUAAUCCAGAGGACGAGGUCCAAACCCAUCCUGACAGGGACACACCCUGUUAACACAACAGUAGACUACGGUGGGACCACAUCCUUCCAGUGCAAAGUCCGCAGCGAUGUCAAACCCGUCAUCCAGUGGCUGAAAAGGGUGGAGUAUGGCACAGAGAGCAAGUACAACUCAACCAUCGAUGUUGGGGGUCAGAAGUUCGUUGUGCUGCCCACGGGGGAGGUCUGGUCACGUCCAGAUGGUUCCUACCUGAACAAACUGAUGAUUACUCGAGCCAAGGAAGAGGAUGCAGGGAUGUAUAUUUGCCUCGGGGCAAACACCAUGGGCUACAGCUUUCGCAGUGCUUUCCUCACAGUCCUGCCAGAUCCCAAGCCUCCGAGUGCACCUGUGCCCCCUUCAUCAGCCAGCAGCCUGCCCUGGCCUGUGAUCAUCGGCAUCCCUGCUGGAGCUGUCUUCAUCUUUGGGACAAUCCUCUUGUGGCUUUGCCAGACCAAGAAGAAACCCUGCUCCCCUCCAGCUGCUGCCCCCGUGCACCGGCCACAGCCCCGGGACAGGAUCUGUGUCUCCCAGGUGCCUGACAAAGACUGCAUCUCCUCCUCCUCAAUAAAUUAUGAGGAAUAUGUCGCCCAGCAGCAGCAUUUACUGUCCCAAGGGCCUGCACUCGCCCCAGCCAUGGCAUCCAAAAUGUACCCAAAGAUUUACACGGACAUCCACACCCACACCCACUCGCACGUGGAAGGCAAAGUCCAUCAGCACCAACACAUUCAGUACCAGUGCUAA